Molecule: messenger RNA, 705 nt
Organism: Aspergillus tanneri
Lineage: Eukaryota; Fungi; Ascomycota; Eurotiomycetes; Eurotiales; Aspergillaceae
Exons: 1
Biological process (GO): carbohydrate metabolic process
Molecular function (GO): hexosyltransferase activity
Source: RefSeq, a predicted model, not a curated record
AUGGUAGCGCAACCUCCAAAGGGCACCGCGCCGGAACAAUCCACUCCCUCAACACAGAUCGACCUCGACGAUCAAGAGCUGGCCGAGGACGACGUGCCCGCCCCUGCUUACGGCGAACAUUAUGGCGUGAUCCACGAUGAAAAGAAUGGCAUGGGCACCAGUGCCCAGCUCACCGACGAUGGCCGCGUCGCCAUCCGCAUCAAUCACUUCAAUCGCCAACUGUCCCAGCUUAUUGCUCCCCCUCUACAUGUCGAAGACAGUCGUCCGCUCCCUCCCCCAUACAUUCCUCCUUCCCUGGGAGGCGACCCGUCAGUUCGCCCACCUCCGCCCUUGAACAUAGUCAUCCAGGUCGUGGGCUCUCGCGGAGAUGUACAACCCUUCGUUGCCUUGGGAAAGGUCUUGAAAGACGUCUACGGCCAUCGUGUACGUCUGGCGACUCACUCCACAUUCGAGGACUUUGUUCAGCAGCAUGGCCUGGAAUUCUUCAGCAUUGGCGGCGACCCUACCCGGUUGAUGGCCUUCAUGGUCAAGAAUCCCGGCUUGAGGCCAGGCUUUCGUAGCGUAAUGAGCGGAGAUGUCGGCCAGCAAAGAAAACAUGUUGCCGAAUAUAUUCAGGGCUGCUGGCGGUCCUGUUACAGAGCCGAUGAUGGAACUGAUGAUGACCUUUCCGAGUCCUCGGGAAGCGAUUCUGGCUCUAGGCCUAUA